Molecule: messenger RNA, 2259 nt
Organism: Myxozyma melibiosi
Lineage: Eukaryota; Fungi; Ascomycota; Lipomycetes; Lipomycetales; Lipomycetaceae
Product: major facilitator superfamily domain-containing protein
Exons: 3
Coding region: 216-1868 (550 amino acids)
Biological process (GO): transmembrane transport
Cellular component (GO): membrane
Molecular function (GO): transmembrane transporter activity
Source: RefSeq, a predicted model, not a curated record
CUUGACUAUCUACUUUCGAGGCUUGUUGAUACGGGCAGACGACUGCGUUGAGCUGGAGUUUGAUAGUUAGGUUGAAUUGAUUUUCAAGGGUGAUAUUAAUUGCUUCUACUUGGUCGGAGGCGUGGAACUUGUCACAGCGCUAGACUUGCGGAGAGAGGCAACAAGAGGCAACGACAAGGCGUGACUUUGCAGCCGAUUAGAUUACAAACAACAAAAUGGCACAAACGACGGACCCUCUCCUGAACACAGCACCGGCUGACAUACCUGAGGCGGACGAGGAUGCGAUUGACACAGCACCGCUGCUUCCUCCGCAGAGCGGCAGCGGCGUGAGCGAUGAGGACGUUAGGAAGUUUGCUAGUAUCGGCGGGAUAAGAGAGGUCGAGGUCGACCUGUCGACGCUGUACGGGGGAGAAUUUGAGGAUGUUGUGUUGCCGCCUAGUGGGUCGGCUGAGCGGGCUGCGAUGGAGAAGGCGUUUAAGAGGAAGAUUGAUUAUGCGAUUCUGCCGGUUGUGAUUGCCAUGUAUAUGUUGAACUAUCUGGACCGGAACAACAUUGCAGCAGCGAAACUUGGCUCGCUGAUGGAAGAUCUCAACCUAACCAGCACACAAUACUCGACCGCCGUCUCGGUGCUCUUCAUCCCUUACACGCUAAUGCAGGUGCCCUCGAAUCUGAUUCUGGGCAAGAUAGGCAAGCCGUCGGUGUACCUUCCCUCGGCGAUGGUCAUCUGGGGCAUGCUCUCGCUCUGGACCACGUUUGUGAGCGGGUAUCGGUCGCUGGUGACGAUCCGGUUCUUGAUUGGAUUCGCCGAGGCGGCGUUUUAUCCUGGUACGAUGUUUUACUUGUCUUGCUGGUAUACCAAGUACGAGAUAGCCAAGCGAUCGGCAAUCUUUGUUUGUGGUUCGUGGGUAUCUGGGGCAUUCUCAGGACUGGUAGCCUACGGCGUUUUAGAGAACCUAGACGGCGUGUUUGGCCUCGCCGCCUGGCGAUGGCUUUUUCUUAUCGAGGGCACGUUGACCGUGAUAGUUGCUCUGAUUGCGAUCCCAAUUCUCCCAAACCUGCCCGCGACGACAAAGUGGCUGUCGAAAGAAGAGCGUCUUCUCGGCGUCUUGCGGAUGAUCAACGACGUCGGCCAGCACGACGACGACUCAGCCGCGCCGGUCGAGGAAGACGAGCAAGGACGGGCGAUGGCCGAGCCGCCGAAAUCCAAGUUUCAGUCUGCGCUUGCGGGACUGUAUCUCGCGCUGGUGGAUAAGAAGGUGCUGAUUAUUCUGUGGAUGCAGUUUAGCUUGGCGAUGAUGGGCGGUAUCAACACUGUGUUUCCCACGAUUGUCGGAUCACUGGGGUACGGCCAGGCCAAGACGCUGCUACUGACGGCACCGCCAUGGUUGCUAUGCUCGGUUACGUCUGUGUGGAACAGUUUCCACUCGGACAAGACGGGCGAGCGGUAUUUGCAUAUGGUAUGGGGCCCCGCGCUGGCGGCGCUGGGGAUUGUGAUUUCGAUGAUGACGCAGGACACGUUUUGGCGGUACCUGUCGAUGCUGCUGAUGCUGCAGAACUACAACUCGUGGUCGCUCGGGUUCGCAUGGAUGGCGACGACGGUGCCGCGGCCGCCGAUCAAGCGGGCGGCGGCGGUGAGCUUUGUGAAUAUCGGCGGCAACGUGCCGAAUAUCAUUGUGCCGUACUUGUUCUACGUCGGGAGCGAGCCGCAGUUUUACGUCGGCUUCGCGGUCUGUGGGUUCUUUGCGCUGUCGGGGAUCGUGGCCGCGACGGUGCUGAAGGGGAGUCUGGUGCGGUUGAAUAAGAAGCUUGAGAGGGGAGGAGUGGUUGAUGGGCUGGAUGGGACUACGGGGUUUAGAUUCAUAUUUUAGGGGGGUAAUGGUAUGUUUAGUGGCUAUGUAAUAGGGGAUUGAUGUGCUGAAUGCGGCAAUUAUUUAAGAAGGUUAUUGCAGUCUAUUGUUGUUUACAUUGUAUAUCUAUGAUGUCAAGACAGUGAUAUGACGACGGAUCAGGGCAGGAUAAAAUAAAUCAAUUACAUCAGAGGCAAAUACGCGAGCGAUCGGUGUCUGUCGCCAAACCGCCCGUGGUCCAGCACGCGGGUCUACUACGCCAGGCACCGCUUGCGAUUUAUUUUUUUCUCUCACAGCUGCUCUCUCUCUCUCAGUAGCAGCAGCAGCCGGGAAGAAAAACCAAAACAAAGAAAACCGCAAUUUCAAAGUCGAGGCGCUAGAAGAGCUUUGGAGGCGAGAAAAAGAAAAAAGA